Molecule: messenger RNA, 5501 nt
Organism: Lytechinus pictus (painted urchin)
Lineage: Eukaryota; Metazoa; Echinodermata; Echinoidea; Temnopleuroida; Toxopneustidae
Product: protein FAM114A2-like
Exons: 12
Coding region: 244-2097 (617 amino acids)
Source: RefSeq, a predicted model, not a curated record
AUUGCACCGUACGGCACCACGUACGUAUCAUCACAAUUCACGUUUUGGUCUAUUACAAACCAAAGUUAUGACGUGGACGUAAACACGGCAGCGCUGAUUUGAUGUUGUUGUGCUCACUCAUUACAAGACUAAAAAAGGUUGCGGAAAAGGGUAGAUCUAUACGUUCUGAUCUUAGACUCUUUAGAGGUCAAUAUAUUGUAUUGUCGUUUUUGUAUCAACGAGCCGAGCUGAGGAAACCACAUCAUGGCUGAUUGUAGUGACAGUGAUGCUGAAGUUACAUUUGAAAGUGCAGACGAAGGUGAACAGGAUGAAAUUGUUGAGGAGAAAAAAGAUGACAAUGAUGCUUCCAAACCAGUACCAUCUCAGUCACAGGACAAUGAAAGUGUUGCAAGUGCUACACAGAAAGAAAGUGAACAUAGCUCCAGAACAGAAGUACCUGUUGAUGAAUCAAGAACUAAAAGUGAAGAAAGCAUGGAAGAGCCAUAUGUGAGCAAACAAGAGAAUGGAAAGGAUGGUGAAGGAAUGGAGCAUGAUGUCAACAAAACUGAAAGUAGAACUGACUUAUUGGAUGAAACAGGGGGAGGAGAUGCAAAGGAAACUGUCAAGACUGAUGAUGGCAAUGAAACAGAGGGAACUCCAGGAAAAGAAAAAGAACAGAAGGAGCCAGAGGGAGAAGAGAUCAUAAAUCGAGGAGCUUCUUCUGGACAAGAGGAUACAGAGACCGAUGCUAAAGCAGGCAAGGCCCCAGAGAAUGCUUCUAGUGCAUCAGGUGGCGGUUGGGGAUGGGGUGGAUGGGGGACAUCCCUUCUCUCUUCUGCUGCUGCAACAGUCACCAAGGUCUCUGAUAAUGUUGGAAAGGGUCUCACUCAAGUCAUGGAGAAUGUUGAGACAUCAUUGGGUGUACCAAAGCCAGAGGAACUCGGAGAGAUUGAGAAGGAGGAAGCAAAGAAAAUGGCCAAGGAGAAAGAAGAACAAUCAGCCAAGCCAGAUGAAGGGGACCAAGAAAUAAAAGAGGGAGAAUGUUCAGAGGAUAAGAGAGAAGGAAAAGAGGAAGACGUGAACGAAGGUGCUGGUAUUGGUAGUUUCUUCUCUUCAGGUGCAUCAGUCUUCACCAGUGCCAUGGGCAAGACGGUGAGUGGUGGCCUUGAUGCCCUUGAGAUGAUUGGACGUAAGACAAUGGACAUCCUCCAAGAAGGUGACCCAAGAUUAGAGAAGAAAAGAGGAAUGAUUAUUCCAAAAAGAGAGAAAAGUAACCUGUCAGAGGUUUUAAGACAAGCCAAGAAAGAUGCAGAAGAAGAGGCUGCUAGGAGACAGGAGGAAGAAGAACAUCAGAAGUACAACUUUAGCUUUCUCUUUGAUCAAUAUCAAGGUCUAGCUCAUCUAGAAGCUCUUGAGAUGUUAUCCAAUCAGAGUGAAACCAAGGUCCAAUCAUCUAUCUCCAUAGUAACGGAUGAUAGGUUAGAUGACCUGAAGACUGAACUCUUAGAGGUCAGGGAUGCAUUCCAGCUAGAGGAUCUAGAUGCAGUGGAUGAAGAAACUGCUAGUGAUCAGGACUUUGUAAAUGUCAUCACUGAGCUACUAUUCAGUCUAAGCAUGGCUGCAACUCCAGACAAGUUACAGAGGGUUCAGAAGGAGACAAGAGAUUGGUUGACAGCUCAUGCAUCACAACAAAAUGAAGAUGGUGAUAAAGAGAACAAGAACACGAUAGAUAUCAAGGAUAUUCAUGCUAAGGCAAUGCAGACCCUUGCAGAGCUUACAGCUAGGACGAUUGAACAGUUCCACAAAGUAUCAGAACUUAUGCUGCUAGGUCAGGAGACAGAACAAGCCAAAGCAAAGAGUCCAGUGGAAAGAGCUACCACAUUAUCAAAGCUAGCUAGUAUUCUGUCUGCGGAGGUCAGCUCUGUUGCGACCAAAUUCUGUGAGCUGUUGAGUUCCUUGGGUGAUCAGGGCUCAGAGGAAGUCAAUACCAUCAUUACAAACAUCUAUCUAGAGGCUUCUAACAGCACGUCAUACAUCCAGGAUGCAUUCCAGCUUCUCCUACCAAUCCUACAAGACAUUGUGGUGAUGACAAAGAACUCAGAAGAUGAGAUGACAUAGUGUACAUAGUCUACACCAAACUUUCUUAUAUAAGUUCAAUUCAAAGAGACAACACCCACACAAACAGACUGAAAUAUUAUGACUGUUAUCCCUCUAUGAAGAACAGUGUGGACAAAUAUUUGGCAGUCAAACCUGUUUCUUUGCCACGAAUAGCCAGGGAAUAUAUGAUGAAGUCAUUCUUUUGUGUGGAGGGCACACAGUCUUCUUAUGGUUUUAAUUCAAAGGAAGAACUUAGGAAUAGACUGCAAUGUCACAACUGUUAUCCCUUGAUUAAGAUCAGUAUGGAAAAUACUUGGCUUAGAUGCCAGGGUAUCUAUGAUGAAGUCCAUAUUGUGUGUAGCAGCAUGUUCUCUGUUCCAUUCAGUGGAAUGUUAUCAGUGCAUAGGUAGUACGAUCAAGACAUUGCUUUUAGCUGCAUACGAGAUUGUCUCAAGAUAAUUUCACAAUCUACAACUCUGAUAUUUACCUGUAAGUCAUGUCCCCAAUGCUUCCUGAAUAUUUGAGUCACUGAACUUGCCAAGUUACCUCUCGGUGAACUUGACUCUUAUUCCUUAGUCAUCAUUGAUGAGAUUGUCAUAUAUGCUAAUGUUUUUAUGAGUUUUAUGUAUGGGGUCUGUUCCCACUUCUUUAGAUAUUUGGGGAGAUAUUGUAUUUUAAGACAUUGAAAUGAGUGAAAUGGUUAAUUAAAUAUUUAUGUGAAACAUAUGAAGUAAAAUCUAUAUAUUCAUCAAAAUGCUGAAGGAGUAUGACUUUCUUAGUGAAAUAUGUGCUAUUAUAAUAAAUGAAGGCAAUAUUGUUAAAAAAGUAAAUGUUUUUGUUCCGGUUCAUGUAAUUGUCACCUUCAUAAUCAUCCUGCCAUCCUUGUCACUAAUAUUUCAUCAACAUCAUCAUCACCAUCAUCAACAACAUCAUCAACAUCAUCAUCACCAUUUCAUCAUCAUAUCAUCAUCUUAGCUACUGUGAUAAUGAUUUUCAUUCAUUUCCGAUUCAAUCCUUGUUUAUUUAUGAAAGCAUUUGAUCUUAAAGUAGCUCCUUUUGUGUUAACAUUGACAUUUCCAAUAGUGUAUUGUUGUAUCUGAGAUGUACAACAUUUUAUUCUUCUUUUAUCUCUGUUAAUAUUUUCCUUAUGCUUGAACAAUUUUUCCGUUCAAUUUCCAUUAGAAAUAUUUUUUCCAUGUUUCUCUAUUAGUCUAGAUUUCUAUUACAUUUGAAUAUUCUAAAACUAUAUUAAAAAUUUAAUUGAUAAAGAAAAUAUAUAAAGCUGUACCUCUAUGAUAUAGUAAUUUUCAAUUAUCCAUUAUUUCAUUGCCAUCUAAAAAUUCUACCCUCAAUUAUAUGUAAAUGUUAACUCAGUGUAUUGAUUGUAGAUAUCAUUGUAGUCAUUAAAGGAGAAUGAAACCUUUGGAAGAAGAUAGCUUGUGUGAAAACAGAACAAUCUAAGAAACAGAUCAACGAAAGUUUGAGAAAAAUCGGUCAAAUAAUGAGAAAGUUAUGAGCAUUUGAAUAUUGCGAUCACUAAUGCUAUGGAGAUCCUCACAUUGGCAAUGCGACAAAUAUGUGUGAUGUCACUUGUGAACAACUCUCUUCAUUACUUUAGUAUAUAUUUCACUUAAACUGCCUCUUUUAUCACAUCUAUUGGUAGAUCAUGUGUUCUUUCUAUAGGAGGACAUGUAAUACAGAUUUUCAAAGAAUACAUCAUGGAUAAAGAGUUUGUAUCACCAUAAGAAAAAGCAAUAAGAGACAUUUUUGGGGUAUUUUUUAGUCCAUCAAAGGAAAAGUUGUUCACAUGUGACAUCACACAUCCUUUUCGCAUUGCCAAUGGGAGGAUCUCCAUAGCAUUAGUGAUUGCAAUAUUCAAAUGCUCAUAACUUUCUCAUUAUUUGUCCGAUUUUUCUCAAACUUUCUUUGUUCUUAUUCUUUGAAUUUUCUGUUUCGACAGAAGCCUACUUGUUCCAAAGGUUUCAUUUCCCUUUAAGUACAGGUAGUAUUUUUUUAAAUCCCUUUGUAGUGCUAAUACAACUAUUAGGAUUAUGUGGAAUAUUUAAGAUUUUUUUCAGUAUGUUAUUUACGAUCAAUAUUAUGUAUGAAUUGUUUCAAUACAUUUAGGGACAGGGAAUGUCAUGGCAGCGCAUGAGUUGCAUAGAUUUAGGCCGAUCAUGUGGCUUCGGAGGAUGAAUCUUUAAUUCACUUCUACAUUGAUUAUAGGAUUUUGUGGGGCUACCAUGGGUAAUAUGUAUUGCAUGUGUAUUCAAUGUGGCAGUAUCCUAUGUGAAGCAAAGCUCUCUGUACGUAAUAAUCAUGAUUAAAACAAGCUCCAGUAUACUUUUGGUAAAGAUUUAAUAAUCCAUCAUUUUGGACUCUUCAUCUUAUGAAACAUUCAUCAUCUUCACAAAAAAAGUAGUUCUCUUUGCACUGUUAUAGGCUUAUCUUUGAAAUUUUGAAAUUAGUUGAUUCCUACAUUUACCAAAACUAUACUGAAGCUUUAAAUGCACAAAAGCGAGAUAAUAUCAUUAAUUCAAUUUUAAUACACAUUAUUUAUUAUUCAUUCUCUUGUAAUUAUCUUCAAAGGCAUUAUGUAACACAUCCAAUCAGCCUAUUGAAAAUACUUGUUAAGCAAAUGAAAUGUUUACAAAAUAUAGUCUUCACUUGAAAUGUAUCAUGAUUAAUGCAGCAAAAUUAACAGUAUUUAUGCGAUCUGCAAAAAUCACCUAAAAUGUAAAAUUUCAAUUAUGCUAUUUUAGAAAACCAAGAAGCACAGCACUAUCCUAUAAUGCUUGAAUGUUUUCAUUUGUGGUCUCUACCCAUUAUAUUUUUAUGCUAUUACAAUUUAUUUGACAUUCUCAAUUACAAAAAAAUAAAUGUUAUGACAUAGAGUACAUUCCUUUUUGUAUCUUUCUUUUAGUGACAUUGAUUAGAAAUGCUUUAGCACUGCCUAGAUUUGUAAUUCAAUAAACAAGUAGAGUUGAAUUUAUCAUCUGUAAGUGAAGUUUUAUCCAUCUUGUAAAAAGGAAUUUUUCAGCAUUCAAGUCCCUUAGUAGUAUGAACAAUUUUAUUUGAAGGUCAACUUUGCCUUUUGGCAAAGCUCCACUGUGUGUUUUUAAAACAUUACACUGCAAUUAACAGCUGACAAAGGCAACAUAGUUACUCACAAGCUGUCAAUGCUGUUCAUAGCCCAUGAGUGUAGUCUUUCCACAGCAGACCAUAUACAGAGGGAGACCUUGUCAAAAGGCUUAGUCCCAUUACGCUGAUUGUCACAUGAUCAAGUUUAUACAGAAGAACUGUACAAAACGGUGAUGUUUAUUCACAUACUAUACACGUUCCUGUUAACAUGGACAUGUAUGUAAAUCACUGUUUAAGGUUGUAGCUCUUUACUGAAGAAAGAAACAUAAUUAUUUGUAUAUGAA